AAAUAAUUUGAGCAGGUAGGAUGAAUAGGCCUCACAGUAGACGAUCAGAUGGCUCAGAGGCAGAGCAGGAAAGGUUACAUGAAGUCAACGAGCUCAAGAUGGAAUUAGCAAAGUUACAGCAAUCCUACAGAACUAAAGCCAGUGGAUCAAAAUCAUUCAGUGAAGAAGCUCAAAAUGCAAUCAGAAAACAAAAACAGGCAAUUCGUCAAUUGCAUAGGGAAGAGGAAGAGCUUCUAAAGGAACUCAAUUUAGCAAGGAGCACACAAAAUCAGCUCAAGGACAAAUCGACCGUGGGAAAACUGAGAACACUCAAAGACAAAGAGGCGGAAAAUAUGGCAAAGAUUGAGGACGAAAAAGAAAAGAUAAAGAAUUUUGACCUUCAAAUCAAGAAAAUGGAAAAAGCAAAACGUGAUCAGCAUAAAAAUAUGGGCGGUGUGCACAUGAGUCAGCAAGUUCAAGUGGCAGCUAAAAAGCAGGUUGCAGUUUUAGAAAACAGACUGGACCAAGCGCUAAAGAGGUUUAACUCAAUCUUGGCAGAUAACAAGAAGAAGAGAGAACUCAUUGAUCAUCUGCGGCAGGAAAAAGUCAUCUUCGAGAACCUCUUCAAGAAGCUGGAAAAGGAAUUGGCUGACACUAAGAAGGAUAUCGCUAUUAUUACUGAGGAUAGUACAGCAGCAUACGACCAACGCGAUGAAGCUCAAGCAAAGAUGCUGGCACUGAAAGAGAAAUCAGACAAAGAGAUGGUUCAAUAUAAUAUGGAACUGAAGAACAUCAGAAGAACUUUGGAACACGAUCGCAAGCUGAAAGAAUUCAUGACUGUCAAGGCUCAAGAACGUGAGAUGGACGAAGAAAGUUUGGCUAGAAAACGGAAGAAGGAUGCGGCAGAAAAAGCGGAGAAAGCUGAGGAAGCCAUUACUACGUACGAGCAAGCGUUCGAGAAGAUUAGAGAGGUCACAUCGAUACAAGAUACUGAUAAACUCGUCAAAAGAUUUAUUGAAGUUGAGGAUCAAAACUUCGCUCUGUUCAACUAUGUGAACGAAUUGAACAACUCAAUCGAGUCAAUACAGGAGCAAAUAAACACAGUCAAAGACGACAUUAGCAAGUUCAAGAUGGAGUCUGUGGACCUUGAGAACGAGCGAAAGAAGAUACUGGGCGAACUAGAGGAGAAAUUGGAGACCACCAAUACUCUGAAGGGAGCUUACGAUCUGAAGUACGACGGGACCAUGAAGACCCUGGACCAACUCAAAUCAGGUAUUGACAGUCUCUUCAACAAGAUCAACUGCGACAGAUCACCUAUAAUCGAGAUGCUGGGUGAAGCUGGGGUAACCGAAACUAACAUGAUGCAGUAUCUGGGUAUUGUGGAACAGAGGACAAAUGAACUCCUGCAACUAUUUGCCUUUGUACAAGCUCGAGAAGCUGAGAAGCAAGAGGGAGCAGUUGUACCUCAGCCACCUUCUCUUCUGGGACAGGGACCUCAACCUCAAGUCAAUACCAUCACUGUGGCACCUCCUACCACUGGAAUAACAAGCUCUCAACACACAACCAAAGCAACAGCAGAUGACUACGAGAGUGAUGGCGACUCCGUUGACGAGGAGGAGAUCAGACCGCUUACUCAGGCUGAACUCAAGAAGAAGAUCAUCAAGGGGAUCUCCAAGCGAGAAGCUCUCCCGAAGAAAGGGAAGAAAGAAAAAGCCUAAACGGAGCUGACCAAUCCUUUAAAAGACUUCUAAUUUGCUUUUUGAUAGAGCGACACUUUCAUGUCAAGUCACAUGUAAAGUUACGUGUAAAUAAGAAAUUGUGUAUACAAAUAUUUAGGCGACAGCUGCUCGCCCUAAGCUAGCUAGCUAUUCAAGAUUUUAUCGGCAAUUGCCGGACCCAAGUGUAUAUUUGCUUUGUCUCAUACUCAUAGUACUAUGAUUUUUAUAGAAAUGCAAGAAAAUUUUUUCAAAG
Messenger RNA from Bolinopsis microptera, 1950 nucleotides. Its product is annotated as coiled-coil domain-containing protein 63-like. The record is from RefSeq and is a predicted model, not a curated record. NCBI's taxonomy places the organism in Eukaryota, Metazoa, Ctenophora, Tentaculata, Lobata, Bolinopsidae. The transcript has 16 exons. Bases 21 to 1697 code for a protein of 558 amino acids.